Pristis pectinata (smalltooth sawfish) is the source of this 857-nucleotide messenger RNA. RefSeq names its product embryonic protein UVS.2-like. The transcript is spliced from 6 exons. Gene Ontology annotation, biological process: proteolysis. The record is from RefSeq and is a predicted model, not a curated record. Bases 192 to 785 code for a protein of 197 amino acids. Gene Ontology annotation, molecular function: zinc ion binding; metalloendopeptidase activity. NCBI's taxonomy places the organism in Eukaryota, Metazoa, Chordata, Chondrichthyes, Rhinopristiformes, Pristidae.
GGGAACACCCAAAUACGAUUUGUUUGGCUGGUCACAAGAGUUGCUUAUGGCCUUUCUUACAAAAUAAGAAUGUUUAUAUACCUUACGCUUUCAAAUCAAAUUACGGGAGAGCCCAGAGAGCAUUAAUAAUUACUGCUUUAUCCGAGUUUGAGUCUUUGACAUGCAUCAGGUUUAAAUACAGAUCAAGAGAGAUGACCUAUCUUCAGUUUAUUGAUGGGAUAGGAUGCUGGUCAUAUGUAGGAGCAGGAAAACAAAAAGCACAAGAAAUAUCACUGCAAAAACCCCAUUGUAUGGAUGUUGGUAUAAUACAGCAUCAGUUGAUGCAUGCACUUGGUUUUUAUCAUGAAAGUUCUCGAACUGAUCGUGAUGACCAUGUGGAAGUCAAAAUGGAGAACAUUGAAAAAGGCUCAGAGAAUAACUUUAAAGUAAAGGAAUCCAAUAACUUGGUGACAACGUAUGAUUACAAUUCAGUUUUGCAUUUUGGAAGGUAUGUUUUUUCCAAAAGUCCUGGUUUACCAACCAUAGUGCCAAAACCAGAUCCAAAUGUAUAUCUUGGACAAUUGAUGGGAUUCUCCGAAACAGAUAUUUUAAAGAUAAACAAGCUAUAUCAGUGCAAAAUAUGUGGAAAUCUACUCACUGAAAAUUAUGGAUAUUUCACCUCUCCAAAUUUUCCAAACUUUUAUCCUGAUUACGCCAACUGCAAGUGGAUGAUCCGGGCACCUUGGCAUCAUAAGGCGUGUGGUAACUGCAUAAGAAAUAUAAACAAAAAUUUAAAAAUGAAAUAAUCUUCAGUGAAUGGAGAAACUAAUGGAAAUUAUACUCUCAUGCAUUUUCUUCUUUCUAGCUAUGUUAUUACC